AUGCCCGCCAGUACCCCCAGACGCUCCCUAGGAGCAGCCGCUACGGGGAAGAGGAUGAUAUUUACAGGCCCAGAUGCUAUUCGUGAUUACAGAACAAAGCUCCCUGAGUAUACUUGCUACAUCGGAGCAACCACUCCAGCACAAGGGGCCACCGCUGACCUUGAGUACUUGUGGCGUACUGCCCCCUGGACGACUUCUAUACUGCCCCACAAACAUUCCUACCCUGGACAAAUUGGCUGGGGAGUAACAGAAUUUAGUUAUCUCAACAGAGGAAAUCUGCUCAGUGGCAUGCAGAUUAAGACUGGAGAAUUCCGUCAGGCUGCUGAAGAUGAGAUAACUCAUCGAUACCAGAAUCCAUGGCAGCCUCCACUCAAUAUUCUUGAUCUACAAGGCUGCAACGCUAGGGGCAGGCUUGCCUGGAAUUGCACUGACUAUGACAACUUCUAUCACGCUGACAGCAAAUGGGCUGCAAUGACCAGGGAUAGCUGGUCAUCAAGGGGAGCUGCGCUUCCCAGCUUAAAGAACUACUGGCAGCUCUUCCUGGGAGAGAGGACAAAAUCUACUGCCCAAACAGGCAUCAUACAGCUCCCUCCAGCUGGCUUCUAUAUACCUCAGCCCUGGCUUCUUGUUUCCCUAAGCCAGCUCCCACUUUCCUGA
Messenger RNA from Emys orbicularis (European pond turtle), 657 nucleotides. RefSeq names its product sperm microtubule inner protein 2 (gene SPMIP2). NCBI's taxonomy places the organism in Eukaryota, Metazoa, Chordata, Testudines, Emydidae. The record is from RefSeq and is a predicted model, not a curated record. Bases 1 to 657 code for a protein of 218 amino acids. The transcript is spliced from 5 exons.